GAGACACACACAUGGCCGUUGCGGCUCAAGGCAGUUCGCUCUUUCUUACGAAACCAUCGUUUCCCAUUACAACAACAACAACAAACUUGUCCCUACACCCUACGAAUCGGAGACCGCUCUUCGUCUUGUCUCCUCCCCAAGCUCAGCUUUCUUCUCCCAAGAAAAACCCUAAAGAAGAACACCAGAGACUCUCCUUCACCAUUUCUUAUCUUGUCGACUCCUGUGGAUUAUCUCCCGAUCACGCCAGCGUCGCCGCUCGGAAGCUCUUGCUAGAUUCUCCGGAACGCCCCAACAGGGUUCUUAACCUUCUCCGCGACCAUGGUUUCUCCACCUCCCAGAUCUCCAGCCUCGUCAAGAAACGCCCCGUUUUGCUGCUAGCCAAUGCCCCUAAGCUCCGAUUCUUCCUCUCCAUCGGCGUCUCCAAAUCCUUACUCGCUCGAACGCUUUCCUCUGAUCCCACCAUUUUGACCAGAAGCCUCGUCAACCAGCUCAUCCCUUCCUACAACUUCCUCAAGAGCGUUCUCGACGCCGACGACAAGAUCGUGGCCGCCCUUCGCAGGACGACAUGGAUUUUCCUCGAGGACCACACCAAGAACCUCGUCCCCAACAUCAACCACAUGUCGGAGACGGGGGUCCCUAGGAAAUGCAUACAGCUGCUCCUCACGCAUUUUCCCGAAGCCGUGAUGCAGAAGAACCACGAGUUCCGGGAAAUCACCAAGCAAGCUAAGGAGAUGGGAUUCAAUCCCCAGAAGACAACCUUCGUGCUGGCGAUCCACAGAUCGAUAUGGGACAAGUGUACCAGAGGUGGGGGGUGGUCGGAAGACGACAUCAUGUGCGCGUUCAAGAAGCACCCGCACUGUAUGAUGCUGUCGGAGAGGAAGAUAAACAGGACGAUGGAGUUUCUUGUCAAGGAGAUGAAUAUGGCGCCAAGAUCGAUCGCAGGGUGCCCCGUGGUGCUCUUUUUCAGCCUGGAUAAGAGGAUUAUCCCAAGAUUGGCAUCCAAGGGGAUGGUGAAGGAGGACUGGAGCUUGACGUCCUUGUUGGUUCCAGUGGAGAAAGUGUUCUUGGAGAAGCUGGUGAUCAAGUACGAGGAGGAGUUGCCUGAGUUGAUGGAGGAUACACCACCAAACUCUGAGCUUUUGUUUUUCUUUUCAUCUCAUAUAAUAUGCUGAGGGCGGCGUGUGUAAUCAAAUUUUGGUUCAAAAAUUAGCGUCAAAGUAAAACAUCAAACAGCAAGAUUGAUCAUCAAAGAAAUAAGGGUGGAGGCUAGAAGAAGAAUGAUUUGAUGAGGAGGUUGGGAGUAAUCCAGUGAUACAUUACAGCAAAGAAACAAAGUUGAUGACCGUUUCUUCCUUCUGUUGCGAUGAGAAAUUGGUUUGAUUCGAGAGCAUUUUCUUUUGCUUCAAUUAUAUAUAUAGAGAGAAU
Molecule: messenger RNA, 1425 nt
Organism: Brassica oleracea var. oleracea
Lineage: Eukaryota; Viridiplantae; Streptophyta; Magnoliopsida; Brassicales; Brassicaceae
Biological process (GO): chloroplast organization; regulation of DNA-templated transcription
Cellular component (GO): chloroplast
Molecular function (GO): double-stranded DNA binding
Source: RefSeq, a predicted model, not a curated record